AUGUGGGUCCCGCGCAGAUCAUAUCUCCAUCCGUUCCGUGUGCUUGAUUCUGUCCCAGCCUUUUGGAAACAUUCCCAGCUACACUCGGACAACAGCAAGACUAUCGUUUUAUGGAAGAUGAGAAUUCGUGAAGCCUCAGGCAGCAAGGCUACUGGAAGACCAGACCAGGACAACCCUCGGCCACACGAUAGUGGGGAACUUGUGGUUCUCCGGAAGGCUAAUUGGACACGGGUAUUUGGCGGUUUGAAACUGCGACCCCUCGAGCCUUCUGAUUCAGAUUUUCUGCCAUCAAGGCUUGUUAUUAUUGUCUCGUGUGUACAUACUGAACAAAGCAGGGAAACAUUAAAUAGCCUGUUGAUAUUAUGA
This is a messenger RNA of Penicillium roqueforti, 366 nucleotides long. RefSeq lists its product as uncharacterized. Bases 1 to 366 code for a protein of 121 amino acids. The record is from RefSeq and is a predicted model, not a curated record. The transcript has 5 exons. NCBI's taxonomy places the organism in Eukaryota, Fungi, Ascomycota, Eurotiomycetes, Eurotiales, Aspergillaceae.